This is a messenger RNA of Pygocentrus nattereri (red-bellied piranha), 2178 nucleotides long. It is a transcript of the gene soul3, whose product is annotated as heme-binding protein soul3. The transcript has 7 exons. The record is from RefSeq and is a predicted model, not a curated record. NCBI's taxonomy places the organism in Eukaryota, Metazoa, Chordata, Actinopteri, Characiformes, Serrasalmidae. Bases 123 to 977 code for a protein of 284 amino acids.
AGGGGAUCACAGUAUGGUGGCAGGCUGCUCACAGCUUACACUUAUCCAUCUAAUAUGUAUUAUCUCUUAAAGACAAAUCCCUAAGAGUGGCUGCUGCUGUUAACCAGUGGUUCUGCUUUAACAUGCAUUACAAUGAUCGCGGAGGGUGUCGUUUAAAUGGGGUUGGUGGAGACGAGGGCCAGGCCGCAGAAAGCCAGGGGUCUGUAGGGACUAACUACGGGAUGAUCACGCUGGAGGACCUGGAGGCCUUCUCCGAGGACCAGCUCUCAGACUCCGGCAACGGCAGUUUGGAAGAGGGAGAGACGAUUGAAGAGGAACAGCAAGACCGACUCCUCCACUAUUGGCAAGACGUCGGGAGAGGACAUCGAGUGGAAGUGCCGAGAGACAUGGCAGAACCUAUUCAGCAGAUAACAACCAAUAAUAAUGGCACACAUCCCAGAGAGGCAGUUCCCUACAUAUUAAUGUCCCGAAAGGAGAAGUCUGGAGAUGUGCUUUAUGAGAAGAGACAAUAUGAGAAAGGACACUGGGCUUGCAUCACUGUCAAGGAGGAUACAUAUGAACAGAGCAUCUGUUAUGGCUUCAUGAAAAUAAUGAGAUAUAUCUGCCAGCAGAAUUCAUUAGGCAGGUAUCUGGGCAUGACUAUACCUAUUGUGACUGUGGUUAAUACAGACGAGAUGCACACAACUCUGUCAAGAACAGUCACAGUAGCAUACUACUUGCCCAUAAACCACCAAGAUCAGCCACCACAACCCUAUGACACAGAGAUAGUCAUUGAGCAGUGGCCAGCCACCAUAGUCUACACUAGGCCCUUCACUGGUGCCACAAAUGAAGUUACUAUCAUCAGUGAGAUUAACACGAUGGCAGAGAUGUUGGAUUCUCCAGUAGUCUGCGUCAGUGACUCAUUCAUUGUGGCUGGCUAUACCAACCCUGCAGCUGCCAACCGUCAGAAUGAGAUCUGGUUCCUUGAAAGGCCCUGAAGUUUCCCUUACCAUUUCUAUCCCUGCACCUUGUUCUUCAUCCCUUUCUCUUCCCAUCCCAUUUUCACAACAAAGUUCAACAGUCACUUCAUUUCUCUCAGACAACUAAAUGAAGGACAGAAAGAGAGAACGAAGAGAAAGAGUUAAAAGUACUUGAAGGGUCUUUCUAAUUCUCAAGGGUCAAUGAACACAAUUUUGUCAAACGAUGUGUUAGUUGUGGCUUUGUGCACCCAAACAAACUAAUAGUAUCUUUCCUCACACAAAAAAAAGAAGUUCCUUACUUUUCCAAUGAUUUUCUGAGGUGCACAAAAAUUGUGUUAGUUUCCCAGGACUGGAACUCAAACCAAGCAAGCACUCGUCUUUGGAAAUAACACCCAUUCAUGCUAAAGGGCAUACCUAUGUAGUUUAUGAGCAUUGCUGCUUUUACAUAUAUAAAGCUAGAAAAAAAAAGAAAAAAUAUAUACCAUUACAAGAGAUGCUACAAGAACAGCUAGAUCGUACAGGGUGCGCAUCUCUCGCUCUCUCUCACUGAUACAUUCAGUCUGUGAGAAAAAUAGAAAUGAAAACAUAAUAGAAAAACAAACUGAAAGCCUUCUGCUGUAUGACAAUCAUGCUAUGUGUAUUCUGUACGAUCUCCAUUGUGAAGGUCAGCAUUCCUUAUUGUUAAAGCCAUGAUCACACAAGAGUCUUAUAUGCCUCCCAAUUCUCCAGUUCUUUCUCUUACAUUGCAUUAUGCCAGCAUUACUGAGUGUAUACAUACAAGCCACGGAACACUACUGCUGCCAUUGUGAAAGUGGGGAAAAAAAUAAAUGUUAAAUGUAUACUCUACAGAAAAGACAAACACAUACACUGUUUUUAAUAAUAAAAAAACAUAACUGUUUGUAGAAUGAUAAACUGAACUGUAAAUGAUUCUAGAAGUGAGAAAUGUAUAAAUAACACCAAGAGUUAUAACCAGAGGUGCAUAGUGAUGCAUUACCAUUUAUUGUGCAACAUUUGCUUGCUUGAGUACUCAUACAAAUCAUUGAGUGUACUUCAUAUUGUUACUUGAGUACAUCUGCAUGUUAAUGUUACUUUCAACUUAUUACAUUAGACUGCACUGUUCCCACAAUUUUUUGCCAAUUAGUCCUGCCUAAUUUCACCCACUUGCUAGGUCUCCACCAAUUAAAUGAGCACAGUCUUCCUAUUAAAUCAUGUGAAGCAC